Argentina anserina (silverweed cinquefoil) is the source of this 1117-nucleotide messenger RNA. Its product is annotated as endonuclease 1. The transcript has 9 exons. The record is from RefSeq and is a predicted model, not a curated record. Bases 3 to 965 code for a protein of 320 amino acids. Gene Ontology annotation, molecular function: nucleic acid binding; endonuclease activity. Gene Ontology annotation, biological process: DNA catabolic process. NCBI's taxonomy places the organism in Eukaryota, Viridiplantae, Streptophyta, Magnoliopsida, Rosales, Rosaceae.
UGAUGGAUACUUAUAGAGGCUUUGGCAGAUUGGCCAACUAUUAUCUUGGGUUUCUUCUGUUGCUUGCUUUUGUUUGCAUUUUGAUUCCGAGAGCUCAGGGAUGGAGCAAAGAGGGUCACAUUAUGACGUGCCGGAUUGCACAGGCACUUCUAGAUCCUGAAGCUGCAGAAGCAGUUGAAAAUUUACUGCCUCACAACGUCAAUGGCGAUUUAUCAGCUCUGUGUGUGUGGCCUGACCAGAUCAGGCACUGGUACAGAUACCGGUGGACUAGCCCUCUUCACUUCAUUGACACACCUGAUAAUGCUUGCAACUUCGAAUACUCGAGAGAUUGCCAUGAUCAACAUGGAAACAAGAACAUGUGUGUUGCUGGUGCAGUCCAGAAUUUCACAUCUCAGCUUUCACACUACGCAGAAGGAACAUCUGACCGUCGAUAUAAUAUGACCGAGGCCUUGCUUUUCUUGUCACACUUUAUGGGUGAUCUCCAUCAGCCAAUGCAUGUCGGAUUCACGACAGAUGAAGGAGGAAACACAAUAGACUUGCGUUGGUACAGGCAUAAAUCCAAUCUCCACCAUGUAUGGGAUCGGGAGAUUAUACUUCAAGCUCUGCAUGAUUAUUAUGACAAGGACAUGGAACUCCUCCUGCAAGACAUACAGAGAAAUGUCACAGAUGGAGUCUGGUCUGAUGAUAUUACAUCAUGGGGACAUUGUGAUGAUAUCAGUUCAUGUAUAAACAAGUAUGCUACAGAAAGUAUAAACAUAGCUUGCAAAUGGGGCUACAAGGGCGUCGAGUCCGGUGAUACUCUUACAGAGGAUUACUUCCUCCCUCGGCUACCUAUUGUGGAGAAGAGGAUUGCUCAAGGUGGAGUCCGGUUGGCUGCUAUUCUUAAUCGUGCCUUCUCCUCCAAAUCUCAAGCAACACCUGCUGAUCAUCACAAAAACAAAAGAGCUUCACAUUCACCUACUUAAAACUAAAAAUGACUAUGUAUGAGCUGCUUGCUGAGUUGCUGAUCGAUCAAGCUAGUUGCUUACAUAAUUUAAGCAUGAUGGAAUAUAUAUGGUUAUUAGAGAAUGUUCAUAUAUAGCUGCUUCAUGACUAUUGUAUUGUCCUAAUUCUUCCU